AUGAUUGUAUUUGGGCAGAUUGUGCGCGCGUGGAUUUCGGGUACAAUCUUUUGGGAUAAGAUUCGACCCAAUACCACUCAGACCCCAACAACGCAGACCCCAGACCACUCAGACCCCAACAACGUAGACCCAAGACCACUCAGACCCCAACAACGCAGACCUCAGACCCCAGCAACGCAGACCCCAGACCACUCAGACCCCAACAACGCAGACCUCAGACCCCAGCAACGCAGACCCCAGACCACUCAGACCCCAACAACGCAGACCCCAGACCACUCAGACCCCGAAAACGCAGACCUCAGACCAAUCAGACCCCAAACAACGCAGACCUCAGACCACUCAGACCCCAGCAACGCAGACCCCAGACCACUCAGACCCCGAAAACUCAGACCUCAGACCACUCAGACCCCAGCAACGCAGACCUCAGGCCACUCAGACCCCAAACAACUUAGGCCUCAAUUCACAAGAGACUUACAGCUAAGAACCCAGACCACAAGGACCUCAGACCCUUAA
This is a messenger RNA of Penaeus indicus, 513 nucleotides long. RefSeq names its product cell surface antigen I/II-like. The coding region runs from base 1 to 513 and encodes 170 amino acids. The record is from RefSeq and is a predicted model, not a curated record. Lineage: Eukaryota; Metazoa; Arthropoda; Malacostraca; Decapoda; Penaeidae. The transcript has 2 exons.